CACACAGAGUCACUAAUGGACCUUGCCCCUCCCUCUAUCUCUGACUGGAGAGAGGUGGGAAGGAGGCUACAGCCCAGCGUCCCCAGGGCCCAGCCUAGCUGCUGCGGCUCAGUAGCAGAGCCCCUUGCCUGGGAGCAGAAGCCUGAGCGCCGGCCAGGGAAGGAGGUGCGUGGGACGGGAUCUGUGCUGUAUCUGCGCCACUUCCACCAGGACACCGUCAUGGCAGCGAGUGGUGCUGCGCGCUGGCUGGUUCUGACGCUGCUCUGCUUGGCGUCGCCAGCCUGUUGCGGGUGCCCAGCAGCCUGCAAGUGUCCCUACGCCACGCUUCAGUGCCUGGAGCCCGACAGCGUGGCCAGCAUCCCGGUGCUGGUGUUGCAGGAGAGCGAGAACGUCACUGAGAUCUACAUUGAAAACCAACCCAACCUGGAAAACAUUACGGAGUCAGAUCUCGCCAGCUAUAAGGAGCUGAAGAACCUCACGAUCACUAACUGUGGGCUUGUACACAUCUCUGUGAAGGCUUUUCAGAAUAACCUCAAGCUUCAGCAUGUGAACCUGGCCUUCAACUCCCUUGAACACAUCAGCUGGCGAGUGUUCCAUGCCCUUCCACUUCUAAACCUCAUUCUGAGGGACAACCCGCUAGCCUGCUCCUGUGAUAUCCAUUGGCUCCAGCAAUGGCAGCGCAUUGAGCGUGGUGACCUCAUUAGCCAAUCUCUAAGUUGCCGCUCUAAUGGACGUUGGUUGCCCUUAGAGACCAUGAUGAUAGACAACUGCAGUAUGCCUCAGGUCUCUAUUUCUGCUCCCCAGUUGACCAUUAGAGAGGGAGGGAACUUGACCUUUGUCUGCAAGGUGACAGGGGAUCCCCUCCCUACAGUCAGGUGGAGCACUGAUAGUCUGCAUUCCCAUUAUACUCUCCAGGAGAUGAUCAGGGGCACCACACUGGAGCUGACCCUGUAUAUGACGAACGUCUCCUCUGAGGACAACCUCCGCAACCUGACAUGCAAGGCUGAGAACAGGGCAGGUCCUGGGGAAGACAUGGUGCUGCUGGACAUUCAAUUUCCUGUCAAGAUCAUAUUCCUGAGAAAUGCUGUACAGCAUCACAACUGGUGCUUCCCCUUCGCUGUGGAUGGCAACCCGGCCCCCAACAUAACUUGGCGUUACAAAGGCAAGCCACUGGCCGAGUCAUGGCUUAUCUUCACCCACUUGAUCACAGAAAGAGAAGACGGUUCGGUCCAGCAUGGUUGUCUCUCCCUCAAUAAGCCCACCCACCUCAACAACGGCAACUACACCCUCAUUGUAAAGAACGACCUGGGCAGCGCCGAAGAGACAGCCACAGGAAAUUUCAUGGAAAACCCCUUUGAGCCCUCCGAUCCUGAAGGCCUAAUCCCUGUCCUUAUUGAGCCAACUCCCACCAACAGAUCCAAUGACCAUGUCACUGAGAACCUGGAGAGCAGGGUUUUUGGGGUGUCAGUGGCUGUGGGCCUGGCUGUGUUUGCCUGCACCUUCCUUCUACUCAUGGUUCUGGUCAUCAAUAAAUGCGGGCAGCGCUCCAAAUUUGGCAUCCACCGUGAGUCCUCGCCUCCUUACUCAGAGGCAUCUGUCCUUGGCACUGAGGAUGAGCUUGCAGUCUCCCUUCGCUUCAUGAACUUUGGGGCCAGCCCCCCCUCUUCAGACGAGGGCACCCUAGACUCUGGGCUGUCGAGUUUCGUGGAGAAUCCACAAUACUUCUGUGGCAUUAUCAAGGACAAGGACAUGUGCGUUCAGCACAUCAAGCGCCAGGACAUCGUGCUCAAGUGGGAGCUUGGGGAGGGAGCAUUCGGCAAGGUUUACCUGGCAGAGUGCGCCAACCUCAGCCCGGACAGCGACAAAAUGCUGGUGGCUAUCAAGACUCUGAAGGACGCCAAUGAGUCGACACGACAGGACUUCCAGCGCGAGGCAGAACUGCUGACCGUCCUGCAACACGAGCACAUCGUGCGCUUCUACGGGGUGUGUGCCGACGGAGAGCCCCUGGCCAUGGUCUUUGAGUACAUGAGGCACGGCGACCUCAACCGUUUCCUCAGAGCUCAUGGUCCUGAUGCCCGGAUUCUGGAUGAGGUCAAGAUGCCACCCUUAGGUCAGCUGACCCUGCCACAGAUGCUGCAGAUUGCUGCCCAAAUUGCCUCCGGAAUGGUCUACCUGGCCUCCUUGCACUUCGUCCACAGGGACCUGGCCACACGAAACUGCCUGGUGGGAGAGGGCCUGGUGGUGAAGAUAGGAGACUUUGGGAUGUCCCGUGACAUAUACAGCACUGAUUACUAUAGGGUGGGAGGCCGGACGAUGCUGCCCAUUCGCUGGAUGCCACCAGAGAGCAUCAUGUACAGGAAGUUCACCACAGAGAGCGACAUCUGGAGCUUUGGCGUAGUGCUGUGGGAAAUCUUCACAUACGGGAAACAGCCCUGGUACCAGCUCUCCAACAGUGAGGCAAUAGAGUGCAUCACGCAGGGGCGGGAGCUGGAGAGGCCGCGCACCUGCCCCAAAGAGGUGCACCUGCUCAUGCAGGGCUGCUGGCAGAGGGAGCCCCAGCAGAGGCUGGUCAUCAAGGACAUCCACAGCCGCCUGGUCGCCCUGGUCAAGAACCCGCCCGUCUACCUGGACAUCCUGGAAUAACGGGGCGCACGAGGGGGCCCGGGGGUGGAGGGGCCCGGCGAGGCAGAAGCCCAGGCAGACGUCCUGGCUGCUGCGCCCCCGAUCCAACCCCCAAUGCACGAACGCUACGGAAAUCCACGCUGCUCCAGCCUCGCGGCGCCAAACCCCCUCCCUGUCCCAGGAAGAGCCAGACGCGGUGUGGGGCUUUGCGCUUGAGAGGCGUGAGGGGUGCAGUUGCAUACUGUGAGCUGUAAUGGUCUGGUUUAUUUAUACUCCAUGUUAUGAAGGAAAACAGAGUCCCAUCAGAAACUGAGGGAGGAACCAGGGUGCUUUGGAGGGUGUAAUAGAGGCAUACUGCAACAAGAGAGUUGAAUUGCUAUUGGUAAAAAAAAAGGUAAAGAAUCCGCUGUCCCCAAAUUCACCUGUUCUAUCCAAGCAUUCUCCAAGGAUUGUGUACAAAACCGUUCAUUUUCGACUGUGUUCCAACAAAGAAGUUAGCAUUUCUACAGGGCCCAACAUGAUAAAUUUGUAUUUGAAAAUAAUUUGAUGAAAACAGCCAAAGCAUUUGUGUACAUUUAAGUUUAACAAGUUUACAUUAGAGUACAUAUUGAUGUGACAUUCCCGGUUUAGUGCCAAGACUACUGAACUUGCUCCAACAUAUUUAAUUCACUCUGAUUUAUUAUUCAAUCAUUGAGGAGCUGCAUUUAUGGAAUGUGUUUAAUUUGGAAUAUGAAAUUAUUGCAUGCACAAGGGAAUUCUUUUUGUGCCACAGAGCACUAGUUUUGAUCAGGGACUGCCUGCCUUCUAUUUUUUUGCUACCAUUCUGCUGUUACCAUGCAAUCAAUCAUUUGUUUGGGAAAUACAGAUUUCCAAAGCAACUCAAUAUAGUUGCCUUAAUACAGCAGCUUUUAAAUAUGCCAGAAGAGCAUUGCUGUAUUUUACAGCAUGUAGGACACUGCCAUCACAAUGAAGCCCGGUGCAUUCAGAAUGCAUCCAGGGCACCUACUUCACCAGAAUGUACCUAUGUUUAGCCAAAAUGAGUCUGAAUGGCAGAGGCAGUGCAUUGGCAGCAUCACGGCACCAGAAUGAGGACAGCCUUACCGUGAGCGAAGCUACAACAAAGCACUUGUUGCAAUGUUGAUAGUCAUAAGCUGGUUAGAUUCCCUUAACUUGUCUGGACCCUUCUUACAUUACACUGCAAUGCGAUUACAGUGCUGCCAAUCACACUGAAAUACGGAAGGCCCCUUUCAAAAUGCUGAUGCUGUUCUAAUGGUCUAUGGGAUGACUGCAACAUUUAGAGCACCACUCCUUGCUUGACAGGUAGACAGUAGUUCUUGUAGGGAAAAUCCUGCCUGAGCCACUCCUGGUUUUACCUCACCCAUUGAAAACUGAUUAUUUUGAAAGCAAAUUUCAGAGAGGUUCGUCAUUUCAAGUGAACUGCAUCUUUUGAAUAUCUACAAUAUAAUUAUUAAUGACUAUUACAACAUUGAAAGGAAGGGACAUGUACAUAGCCUAUUUGUGUGUGAAUCAUAAAUAUUUCUUCAAGCAGAGUUCAUCAAUCAUCGUGUUUUUAAAGUAGGUAUAACUGUUGGAAGCAGAAAUUGUAUAUAUUAUUGCUUUCAUAUUGUUUACAACAGUGCUUUACAUUUAUUGAUACUUUCUGAAAUAUUUACUAAAAAAAUGUAGUACUGUUCUAACAUUACACACCUGUCAUGUUAGCAGUAAAGAUUGCUCUGUGCCCAUACGCUUUUAAAAUAAAUACACUAUGUCUUCUUUUCA
Molecule: messenger RNA, 4401 nt
Organism: Anguilla anguilla (European eel)
Lineage: Eukaryota; Metazoa; Chordata; Actinopteri; Anguilliformes; Anguillidae
Gene: ntrk1
Product: neurotrophic tyrosine kinase, receptor, type 1
Exons: 17
Coding region: 16-2643 (875 amino acids)
Biological process (GO): cell surface receptor protein tyrosine kinase signaling pathway; multicellular organism development; nerve growth factor signaling pathway
Cellular component (GO): plasma membrane; signaling receptor complex; axon
Molecular function (GO): ATP binding; transmembrane receptor protein tyrosine kinase activity; neurotrophin receptor activity
Source: RefSeq, a predicted model, not a curated record